AUGGCCUUUAAAUGCUUACGAUGCAAACAACCUCUAAGGAUUGAUGAUUCACUAGCAAACUUAGACCCAGCUUCUGUGGACAUGCUGAUAGCUCCAUUGACGUCUGAGGAACAGUAUGAGAAAGACGCUCAAAAACGUCGUUUGUCGCAAAAUACCAAAUCGCCACCUACACCACUCAACACUCGACUUGUUGGCAUCAAGCCAUCACCUUUGUCGCCUAGUCUUUCUGGUUACAAUAACAGCAGUAAUCACAAACGAGAUAGCUAUCCAGCACCUUCCGAAUCUUAUGUCCUCUUGCCGCAUGUAGAAUCUAAUGCCAAUACCCCCUCCCUUAUUCCCAGCAACACGAACUCCACUCUCUCUACCAAGAGAAGUAGCCAUAAUACAUUCAAUUCAAGUGAUAUCGCUACGUUACAAGCUACCAAUCCCAUCAUGACAACCAGCAAUUCAGCUACAGGCGAGACACCUCCAAGUGGAUGGUCUGAGAGACUCAAAGUAGCCAACAGAUUGUUUGAAAUCAUGUCAUCCAAAUCAAGUGUAGACCAUCCCAUGUGCCAGGAAUGUGUGGAUUUAUUCAUCGAAUUACUCAGAGAACAGAUGAACGAUGUGUCUACUGAACGGGAUUGCUAUAUUGAAUUCCUCAAAAAGGUGCAAGAUAACCGGGUAACCAAAGAAGAGGAAAUUGAGCUUGUGAAACAAGUGCAGGAUUUGAAACUGGCUGAAAAAGAGGCAUCAGAAGAGCUGCUAAAAUUGCAGCAAGAGGAAGCAGCAUUAGACGAGGAACUGGAAGCAUUGAACAAGGAAAUGAGGGGUCUGGAUGUGCAAGAAGAAGAGUUUUGGGAGAAAUCCAAUGAGUAUCAGAUCAGUUUACAGCAGUUUCAAAACGAAAGAGAUUCCAUCAACUUGAAAUACGAUCAUGAUGUAAAGGAAUACGAGCGACUGCAAAAGACGGUGGUAUACAAUGAUGCCUUUUGUAUAUCGCAUGACGGCCCCUUUGGCACUAUCAAUGGAUUCAGGUUGGGUCGAUUAAGUUCGCAUCAAGUGGAAUGGAGUGAAAUCAACGCUGCUUGGGGUCAAACAUUGCUGUUAUUGUAUACAGUUGCCAGUAAACUCAAAUUCCAGUUCAAAAUGUAUCGAUUAGUGCCCAUGGGAUCCUUCUCAAGAAUCGAGAAAGUGGAUGGUGAUAGCGUCGUAUCUUAUGAAUUAUACGGUUCUGGAGAUUUUGGUAUCAACAAAAUGUUCUUUUUGAAUAGACGAUUUGAUCAUGCUAUGGUGGCUGUAUUAAACUGUUUGAAGCAGCUGACGGAUUACGCAGAAGAUAGAGACAAGAGCUUGAGACUCCCCUACAGAAUCAACAAAGAUAAAAUUGGAGACCUAUCCAUUCGUAUACAAUUCAAUCAAGAUGAACUAUGGACCAAGGCUUUGAAAUACAUGUUGACCAAUAUGAAAUGGAUUUUGGUAUUCGCAAGUAGAGCCAACACAUCAGCGGAUUCAGCAAAUAGCAGUGAUAGCACAUUGUUAGCGCAAUAG
This is a messenger RNA of Mucor velutinosus, 1530 nucleotides long. RefSeq lists its product as uncharacterized. The coding region runs from base 1 to 1530 and encodes 509 amino acids. Gene Ontology annotation, cellular component: phagophore assembly site; phosphatidylinositol 3-kinase complex, class III, type I; fungal-type vacuole membrane. Gene Ontology annotation, biological process: cellular response to nitrogen starvation; autophagy; late endosome to vacuole transport. The record is from RefSeq and is a predicted model, not a curated record. NCBI's taxonomy places the organism in Eukaryota, Fungi, Mucoromycota, Mucoromycetes, Mucorales, Mucoraceae. The transcript is spliced from 4 exons.